CGCCCCGCUUGACUCGUUCCCGUCCGCCCCCUGGGCCCAUCGGUCGCGCCUGCGCACUCGCCGCUACUCGGGCGCUCGCAGGGGGAGCUGCUGCAGGCUCCGCGGCGGCGGCAACGGAGGCUGCGGGGGCGACGGCGCGAGCGGCCGGGCUUCGGGGGGGAGCCGAGCCCGGCCCGGGAGCCCGAGCAGUGCAAGUGUGAGGCACCUAGGCCCCUCACGCUGGACUCCUCAGUCUCCCGGCCGCCUGUCCUCCACACGGGUAUAUGGGAUGGAAGCGGGACCCUCGGGAGCAGCUGCAGGUGCCUACCUGCCGCCCCUGCAGCAGGUGUUCCAGGCACCUCGCCGGCCUGGCAUUGGCACAGUGGGCAAACCAAUCAAGCUUCUGGCCAACUACUUUGAGGUGGACAUUCCUAAGAUUGACGUUUACCAUUACGAGGUGGACAUCAAGCCGGAUAAGUGUCCCCGCAGAGUCAACCGGGAAGUGGUGGAGUACAUGGUCCAGCAUUUCAAGCCUCAGAUCUUCGGGGACCGCAAGCCUGUGUAUGAUGGAAAGAAGAACAUUUACACUGUCACAGCGCUGCCCAUUGGCAACGAGAGGGUUGACUUUGAGGUGACAAUCCCUGGGGAAGGGAAAGAUAGAAUUUUUAAGGUCGCCAUCAAGUGGCUGGCCAUUGUGAGCUGGCGUAUGCUGCAUGAAGCCCUGGUCAGUGGCCAGAUCCCUGUGCCCUUGGAGUCUGUGCAAGCCCUGGAUGUGGCCAUGAGGCACCUGGCAUCUAUGAGGUACACCCCUGUGGGCCGCUCCUUCUUCUCACCGCCUGAGGGCUACUACCACCCGCUGGGGGGUGGGCGCGAGGUCUGGUUCGGCUUUCACCAGUCUGUGCGCCCUGCCAUGUGGAAGAUGAUGCUCAACAUUGAUGUCUCAGCCACUGCCUUCUACAAAGCACAGCCAGUGAUUGAGUUCAUGUGUGAGGUCCUGGACAUCAGGAACAUAGAUGAACAACCCAAGCCCCUCACGGAUUCUCAGCGAGUCCGCUUUACCAAGGAGAUAAAAGGCCUGAAGGUGGAAGUGACCCACUGUGGACAGAUGAAGAGGAAAUACCGCGUGUGUAAUGUUACCCGCCGCCCUGCUAGUCAUCAGACGUUUCCCUUGCAGCUGGAGAGUGGGCAGACUGUGGAAUGCACCGUGGCACAGUAUUUCAAGCAGAAAUACAACCUUCAGCUCAAGUAUCCCCACCUGCCCUGCCUGCAAGUUGGGCAAGAACAGAAGCAUACCUAUUUGCCCCUCGAGGUCUGUAAUAUUGUGGCUGGGCAGCGGUGCAUUAAGAAGUUGACUGACAACCAGACCUCAACCAUGAUAAAGGCUACAGCUAGGUCGGCCCCAGACAGACAGGAGGAGAUCAGUCGCCUGAUGAAGAAUGCCAGCUACAACUUAGAUCCCUACAUCCAGGAGUUUGGGAUCAAAGUGAAGGACGACAUGACGGAGGUGACGGGGCGAGUGCUGCCGGCGCCCAUCCUGCAGUAUGGCGGCCGGGUGAGCAGGAACCGGGCCAUUGCUACACCCAACCAAGGUGUCUGGGACAUGCGUGGGAAACAGUUCUACAAUGGGAUUGAGAUCAAAGUCUGGGCCAUCGCCUGCUUCGCACCCCAAAAGCAAUGUCGAGAAGAGGUGCUCAAGAACUUCACGGACCAGCUGCGAAAGAUUUCCAAGGAUGCGGGGAUGCCCAUCCAGGGUCAGCCUUGCUUCUGCAAAUACGCGCAGGGAGCAGACAGCGUGGAGCCCAUGUUCCGGCAUCUCAAGAACACCUACUCAGGACUGCAGCUCAUUAUCGUCAUCCUGCCCGGGAAGACGCCAGUGUAUGCUGAAGUGAAGCGUGUUGGAGAUACACUCUUGGGAAUGGCAACACAGUGUGUGCAGGUGAAGAAUGUAGUCAAGACCUCACCUCAGACCCUGUCCAACCUCUGCCUCAAGAUCAAUGUCAAACUUGGUGGCAUUAACAACAUCCUAGUCCCACACCAGCGCUCUGCUGUUUUUCAACAACCAGUGAUUUUUCUGGGAGCAGACGUUACACACCCCCCGGCUGGGGACGGGAAGAAGCCUUCCAUCACAGCGGUGGUAGGCAGCAUGGAUGCACACCCCAGCCGAUACUGUGCCACUGUGCGUGUGCAGCGCCCACGGCAGGAGAUCAUUGAAGACUUGUCCUAUAUGGUGCGGGAGCUGCUUAUCCAGUUCUACAAGUCCACCCGUUUCAAGCCCACCCGAAUCAUCUUCUACCGAGAUGGGGUCCCUGAGGGCCAGCUCCCCCAGAUUCUUCACUAUGAGCUGCUUGCCAUUCGAGAUGCCUGCAUCAAACUGGAAAAAGACUACCAGCCUGGGAUCACUUAUAUUGUGGUGCAGAAACGCCAUCACACCCGCCUUUUUUGUGCUGACAAGAAUGAGCGAAUUGGGAAGAGUGGUAACAUCCCCGCUGGGACCACUGUGGACACCAACAUCACCCACCCGUUUGAGUUUGACUUCUAUCUGUGCAGCCAUGCAGGCAUCCAGGGUACCAGCCGCCCAUCCCAUUACUAUGUGCUUUGGGAUGACAACCGUUUCACAGCAGAUGAACUCCAGAUCUUGACAUACCAGCUGUGCCACACUUAUGUACGAUGCACACGUUCUGUCUCUAUCCCAGCACCUGCCUACUAUGCCCGCUUGGUGGCUUUCCGGGCACGAUACCACCUGGUGGACAAGGAGCAUGACAGUGGAGAGGGAAGCCACAUAUCGGGGCAGAGCAAUGGGCGAGACCCCCAGGCCCUGGCCAAGGCCGUGCAGGUUCACCAGGACACUCUACGCACCAUGUACUUCGCUUGAAGGCAGAACGCUGUUACCUCACUGGAUAGAAGAAAGCUUUCCAAGCCCUGGGAGCUGUACCACCCAAAUCCAGAGGAAGCAAGGAAGCGGGAGGUGGGGUCGGGAGGAGUCUAGGAGGCCUUGUCUCUAUCUACAGAGGGGUUGUAAGGGUGGGAAGAGGACCAGCAAGACAGACUACCAGCCAGAAAUCUCUGAUAGCAACCUCAUGUCCUCCACCCCUCUCCCCAUCUUGUCACAUCUGACCCCACUGGACCAAAAGGGGCAGCCCUGGCGCCCACCAUACACAUAGUUGUCUCACGUGACUCACAGUGCUAAAGACUCGUGCUUGACAGCUUACUCGGGUCAGCUCUGCAGUCCUGUGGUCAAAUCUGCUAUGUUUGGGUUUGGUAAUUCUAGAUGAGAAAGUGAGGGGCUUGAGAAAGUGGGUGGGAGGAGGGAAGGAAUUUUUAGGAGCCUUAAUCAGAAAAGGUCUAGAUUUGUUUAAGAAGAAAAAUGAAAACAGACUCAGAUCAAUAUUUUAGGAUACUAGAUGUUUUCAUGGGUUCAGAAUCCAGUUUGUAGGAAGAUUUUUAAUGCUAAUGGUUUGGGUUGCUCCUCCCCAGCUGCCACCACCCCCCCCAUUAUUCCUCUCCAUAUUUUCUACCCCAUAUGCCUCUUCCCUGACAGACAUCCAGCCCCUAGUAACACUUAAGGCACGAUGGCACUUAGCUCUGAAGUGACACGACCCUGUCUUCCUUCCGCCUGCUGGUGGGUAACAGUGCCUUCCCUGUAAUGGUAAUGCUGCAGAACUGCAA
Molecule: messenger RNA, 3645 nt
Organism: Microtus oregoni (creeping vole)
Lineage: Eukaryota; Metazoa; Chordata; Mammalia; Rodentia; Cricetidae
Product: protein argonaute-1
Exons: 19
Coding region: 269-2851 (860 amino acids)
Molecular function (GO): RNA binding; protein binding
Source: RefSeq, a predicted model, not a curated record